CAGGUAACGACUCGAGAACACCGUUUUCGGCUAUAAAGACCAAAGUAGCUGCUGCAGGAUAUCAUUAGGAAAGGAUCAGCCAACGACAUGAAGUGUCUGUUAUUAAUUCUAUUCGCUCUGCUGGCCGCUUCUAUGGCAUUGCCCCAAUAUGGUGGCGGUUAUCGACCAGGAUAUGGCGGUGGCGGUCACGGUGGUCGUGGAAAGGGCGGAGGACAUAACUCUCAUGGUCACGGACAUGGCAAGGGAGGUCAUCAUGGAGGCGGACAUCAUCAUCAUCACUAGAACGUCUAAUUUUUUAACAGAUUUAUGUUCAUUUAUGUAUCAUUUAUAUGCACCACUUGAUGCAAAAUUUCAAAAA
Messenger RNA from Drosophila subobscura, 358 nucleotides. RefSeq names its product holotricin-3-like. The transcript has 2 exons. The record is from RefSeq and is a predicted model, not a curated record. NCBI's taxonomy places the organism in Eukaryota, Metazoa, Arthropoda, Insecta, Diptera, Drosophilidae. Bases 88 to 282 code for a protein of 64 amino acids.